AUGUCGCAUGAUACGAGAGAAAAUGUCCCCUCUGGGCCUGCUCCUACCACAGCUCAUCCUGAGAAGGUUCUCAAGGAUACUGACGUUGGCGCCACGGUCCUACAUGGAACGGUGGACGAGCUGCACUAUAACAGUGGCGAAGCUCGAAGAGUUCUCUGGAAGAUAGACCUCUUCUUGCUGCCGAUGCUGAGUAUAACAUAUAUACUUCAAUUCCUGGACAAGUCUUGCGUCUCUUAUGCCGCACUCUGGGGUAUGAAAACAGACGCUCACCUGGUCGGCGACCAGUAUUCCUGGCUCACAACCAUUUUCUAUCUCGGCUACCUGGCCAGCGAGUUCCCCAGCAAUGUUCUCUUCCAGAAGUUUGAUAUCGCACGCACCUGUGGUAUCUUUAUCACGGUGUGGGGAGUGGUGCUGCUCUGCAUGACUGCUGCAAACGACUUUGCUGGUCUUGUGACAGCUCGUUUGUUUCUAGGGAUCCUUGAAGCUGGAGUUAGUCCUUGCUUCGUACUUUUGACUACCAUGUUUUAUAAAAGGAGCGAGCAACCUUUGAGGACGUGCAUCUGGUUUUCAAUGAAUGGAAUGGCCAAUAUUUUUGGUGCCCUCAUCGGUUACGGGAUCGGCCACAUCGACGCUGCUCUUCCAGCUUGGAAAUUCCCCUUUAUCAUCUUCGGUUCCGUGACAAUAGUCUGGGGAGUAAUCUUCACUCUAUUCACUCCUUCUAACCCAACUAAGGCACGGUGGUUGACGGAGAAAGAGAAGGCUAUCGCAGUGCUUCGACUGGCUGAUAAUGAGACAGGCAUUGACACCAAAGUAUGGAAGUGGGAGCAAGUCAAGGAAGCUUUUAUUGAUCCCCGAUUCUGGUUGAUUAUCCUAUUUACACUGGCCAACAAUAUUCCAAAUGGUGGUGUCUCUGCAUUCGCUCCUCUCAUCGUUAAUAGCUUUGGCUUUAACAAAUUCGAGUCUACCUUGCUCGGAAUACCAUCUGGCGCUGCGCAGAUUCUGGGGCUUUGGAUAUCAGGUUACUUGGCUAUGAAAGUAAAAGGAAUCCGUCACUUCUUAAUGAUUGGGGGGCUUUUGGUAGCCCUUAUUGGAGCCUCAUUGAUCUAUGCUCUGCCCGACUCUUAUCGAGUUGGUCGACUUCUUGGCUACUACCUGCUAGUUAGUUUCAGUGCGAGUUUCGUUAUCGCUAUCAGUCUUGUUCAAUCCAAUGUCGCUGGACGAACCAAGAAGACUAUUUACAACUCUGCGUUCUUCGUAAGUUACUGCGUUGGUAACCUCAUUGGUCCCCAAUUAUUCUUCACACGUGAGGCUCCUCGCUACCAGUCCGGCUUCGAAUCAUGGAUUGUCUGCUUUGCUGUACAAAUUUUCCUCGCCGCGGGGAUGUAUGUGAUCAACCUGCGUGAAAAUCUCAGGAGAGAUCGUCUUGCCGAACAAAACAACAGUCGAGGUGUCCUAGAAGAUGAGUCCACCGCUAGAAUAGCUCUGGGACUGUCCGAUUUGACAGAUAUGCAAAACUUGCACUUUCGAUAUGUGCUUUAG
Talaromyces atroroseus is the source of this 1539-nucleotide messenger RNA. RefSeq lists its product as hypothetical. Gene Ontology annotation, biological process: allantoate transport; transmembrane transport; tripeptide transport. The coding region runs from base 1 to 1539 and encodes 512 amino acids. The transcript is spliced from 9 exons. Gene Ontology annotation, cellular component: plasma membrane. The record is from RefSeq and is a predicted model, not a curated record. Gene Ontology annotation, molecular function: dipeptide transmembrane transporter activity; allantoate transmembrane transporter activity. NCBI's taxonomy places the organism in Eukaryota, Fungi, Ascomycota, Eurotiomycetes, Eurotiales, Trichocomaceae.